This is a messenger RNA of Chelonus insularis, 876 nucleotides long. RefSeq lists its product as uncharacterized. Gene Ontology annotation, molecular function: serine-type endopeptidase activity. The record is from RefSeq and is a predicted model, not a curated record. Bases 1 to 876 code for a protein of 291 amino acids. NCBI's taxonomy places the organism in Eukaryota, Metazoa, Arthropoda, Insecta, Hymenoptera, Braconidae. Gene Ontology annotation, biological process: proteolysis. The transcript has 5 exons.
AUGUCUUUUAAAAAUUUAACACUCCUAUUUUUAACUGUAUUACUUGUGAAUGUACUGCCUACGCUAGCAGCUACAAAUAAAGAUUUUACAAUUAUUGAAACUCCAUGGCUGGUCCUUAUUUCUAAAGACACUAAUAAUCAGAAGAACAACAUGAUAUCAAAGAAAACAUGUCCAGGAGCUUUAAUUAAUCCUCAAGCAGUUUUAACUACGGUUACGUGUCUUGAUUUAAACUUAGAGGAAACUAAAAAUUUAAUUGUCGAAGCUUAUAAUCAAUCUCGUCAAGUUUCACAAGUUAAUCUCAGGGAGUUUAAUCCUCAAUAUUUCUUACACAAUAAUUAUGCUUUAUUAAAACUUUCUGAGCCAUUUUUAUUAAGUUCCAACUUGAAUACUAUCAUUUUGGCAUCGGUUAAUGAGUAUCUAGAUAUUUUAAAAUGUCAACAGCUGACCCACUACGAUACAUCAUCAGAUAAUACGAGUAUUUCUAGAGUAAUGGGAAAAAUUUCAUUUUCAAAUAAUAGUUACUGUUAUCGAGACAUGUCCCAACUACAUAUCAGUUACCAAAAACCUAGCAUUUCCUGGCAUCCUAGUAUCUUGUGCAGCACUCAUUUUAAUAUAUUGCCAUGUAUAAAGUUGCAAGAUUGGUCAGCAAUGGUAAUCUGUCCCCGUAGUAAUGACCCCAACAUCUUUGUAUUAGUGGGAUUUCAACUGACAUUCUUAGUAUUUGAUUCAAAACCUGCAGAGAACAAGCUUACAAUUGGAGAUGAUGAUUGUAUUAUCGUAUAUUCCAACAUGUUUCAAGCAUCGCCUUGGAUAAAAGAGCAAAUUGAUGAUUUCAAUGAUGAUGAGGUUUCAAUUGAAAAUGAAAAUAUAUACUAG